AAAAACAGUAGAAGAAGCCGUGCGCCGGAUGUAGCGGCGGAAUGAAAGGACAGCGUGAGCGUGCUACACAUUUCAAAAAAACACAACUGUGUACAAUAAAAGGAUCAACAAGAAACUACUGAACACAAAUAUACAUUUCUAAGGGGAUUUUAGGACCAAGUGGAAAAAUGUCUCUAGUUUGCGCAAUUUCUAAUGAGGUCCCGGAGCAUCCUUGUGUUUCCCCGGUGUCAAACCAAGUGUUUGAACGGCGGCUCAUUGAGAAGUAUAUAGCAGAAAAUGGGACGGACCCAAUGAAUGGCCAACCUCUGUCUGAAGAACAGCUAGUUGAUAUUAAAGUGUCCCAUCCCAUAAGACCCAAAGCACCAUCAGCAACAAGUAUUCCUGCUAUUCUCAAGUCACUGCAAGAUGAGUGGGAUGCUGUUAUGCUUCAUAGUUUUACCCUACGACAGCAGUUGCAGACGACCCGUCAAGAGCUCUCACACGCUCUCUAUCAACAUGAUGCAGCCUGCAGAGUUAUUGCUCGUCUUACCAAAGAGGUCACUGCUGCGAGAGAAGCUCUUGCCACUCUCAAACCCCAGGCUGGGCUGGUCACCCCUCAAGCUGUUCCUGCUUCUCAACCUGCUGCUGUUGGACUUGGUGGAGAAUCUAUGGACAUUAGUGAACAAGUGGGAAUGACUCCAGAGAUUAUUCAGAAGCUCCAAGACAAGGCUACAAUCCUCACAACAGAGCGAAAAAAGAGAGGAAAGACUGUCCCAGAGGAACUGGUUAGGGCCGAGGAUCUAGGCAAAUAUCGCCAAGUAGCCUCUCAUGCUGGUCUUCAUAGUGCUAGUGUACCUGGUAUUUUGGCUCUUGAUCUGUGUCCCUCUGACACCAGCAAAGUGCUCACAGGUGGAGCUGAUAAGAAUGUGGUCGUGUUUGAUAAGAAUGAAGAGCAGAUUGUAGCCACUCUAAAAGGUCAUACCAAGAAAGUUACAUCUGUCAUCUACCAUCCCUCCCAGUCCGUGGUGUUUUCUGCAUCUCCAGACACCACCAUCCGUGUGUGGUCUGUCACUGGUGGGAACUGCGUCCAGGUGGUACGUGCUCAUGAGGCUGGAGUCACUGGCCUCUCGCUGCACGCCACUGGGGACUACCUGCUCAGUUCCUCCGAGGAUCAGUAUUGGGCCUUCUCUGAUGUUCAAACUGGUAGAGUGCUCACCAAAGUCACAGAUGAAAGUGCUGGAUGUGCUCUCACUUGUGCCCAGUUCCAUCCUGAUGGUCUCAUUUUUGGCACUGGAACAGCCGACUCUCAAAUCAAGAUCUGGGAUCUGAAGGAGCGCACCAAUGUGGCCAACUUCCCAGGUCACUCUGGACCUGUCACAUCUAUUGCUUUCUCUGAAAAUGGAUACUACCUUGCCACAGGAGCUCAGGAUAGUUCUUUGAAACUGUGGGAUCUAAGGAAACUGAAGAAUUUCAAGACCAUCACAUUGGACAAUAACUAUGAGGUGAAGUCCUUGGUAUUCGACCAGAGUGGAACUUACCUGGCUGUUGGAGGAUCUGACAUCCGUGUGUAUAUUUGCAAACAAUGGUCCGAGGUCCUCAAUUUUACUGAGCACUCUGGGCUGGUGACUGGAGUUGCUUUUGGAGAGAACGCUCGUUUCCUCACUUCUACUGGAAUGGACAGAAGUCUCAAGUUUUACAGCAUGUAAAUGACAACAUGAGGAAGGAGCAGAGGUCAUAGGUCAUGCUUAUGUUGGAAUGGUGGGCGUAGUGAUCUUAUUUUUAGGAAACCAGAAAUUGUCACCGCUUUUUUGCUUUAGUGUAUUAGAACAAAUGCUCAGUAAUGACAAUUUGAGGCCCAUGCUUUCUGAGAUUAAAAUGGCAUGUUUGUUGGCUCUCACAAACCAAAUUAGUUCUGUACUAAAGUCAGCUGUACUGUUUGUGAUUUAUGAUGUUUUUAUUUUACUGUGAUGUUCUGUUAAAAUACAUAGAUGGGCAAACUGAAGUUUAUGACUGGGGCAUCUGUGUGAAAAUAUGUAAACCAGCUUCUUAAUAUCUAUUCAGCAUAAAUUAAAUACAUCUGUAGUGAUGUACUGAUGGGCGUCCAGUAAAAGUCCUCUCCAUCUUGCAAUUGAUUUAUUUUCUGUGUUGUAUUUUCACUUCCUUUUUAAAAAAUGUUUAUUCCAUGUGUAUAUUUUUCAUUAAUUGAUAUUUUACCUAUGUCACCUGCCCUUUUACAAUAAAAUAAAAUAUGUUUUGUAAUGCAAGUA
Boleophthalmus pectinirostris (great blue-spotted mudskipper) is the source of this 2246-nucleotide messenger RNA. RefSeq names its product pre-mRNA processing factor 19 (gene prpf19). Gene Ontology annotation, molecular function: protein binding; ubiquitin protein ligase activity. NCBI's taxonomy places the organism in Eukaryota, Metazoa, Chordata, Actinopteri, Gobiiformes, Gobiidae. Gene Ontology annotation, biological process: protein ubiquitination; mRNA splicing, via spliceosome; DNA repair. The transcript is spliced from 16 exons. Gene Ontology annotation, cellular component: Prp19 complex; cytoplasm; U2-type catalytic step 1 spliceosome. The coding region runs from base 168 to 1685 and encodes 505 amino acids. The record is from RefSeq and is a predicted model, not a curated record.